AUGGCCAAAAAGUGUUUUUUGUGUGAUUCAGAUGACGGAAUAAUUGAUUUUGAUGAUGAAACUUUUAAAAACUGUGCAUUAAAGUUAGCUUUUCGUAAAAAAAAAAAUUUUAAAUACAAUUUUGUUGAGCUACCCAGUGCGUCACUCCAAUUUGUAGGUUAUCAUACCACGUGCUACAAAAAAGUGACUGUUUUGAAUAAAAAAUAUAACGAAGAAUUUCUUAAAUUUAUCGCUGAAUAUACAGAGCAUACCGAUGUAUCUACUACUGAAGAAGAACCACAACAGUUGAAUCCUAGUGUCGAUUCCUGUACUACAGUUGCUGAGGAUGAAACGAGUAAUGUUGAAGACCUGCCUCAAACUUCUGGGGGCUUUGACAAGGAGCAGUCAACAUCAACAGCAUCGACAUCAACAGCAACGACAUCAACAGCAUCGACAUCAACAGCAACGACAUCAACAGCAUCGACAUCAAGCACAAUUAUUUGUCUUUUAUGUGACCACAGCCAAAAAAGAUGUGGAAAGAAGCUGGUUAAUCUUACUUUCCCUAAAGGUGACAAAGUACCACUACAGAUCAAAAAUAUCGCCGAAAAUUUAAGCGAUUCGGAGAUUCUCUCCAAACUUCAACAUCAAACUAUCGCGUACCAUCUGCCUUGUUACGCACUGUAUCAAUCGAAAAAUAAGCGGUCCACGGAAGAAUCUACCGAUUCCACGUAUAGUAAAUAUCGACAGUUACAUCAGUUGGCUUUUCAAUCCAUAUCAAAUUUUAUUGAGACAGAAAUAAUUGAAAACAACCAAGUUAUGUACUUGGCUCAAUUAUUUUUAAGAUACCAAGCUUUAUUGCUAGAGUUUGGAAAUCAUGAAAUUGAUUUCGAUGAUAUUCAAGAUUACCGAUGUGAAACCUUGCAAAAAAAGUUAAUGAAGAAAUUUGGUAAUCUUAUUACGAUUGAAGCGUCAAUGGGAAUACGUAACAAAAAAAUUGUGUACAAAACAGACAUGGACGUUUCUGUAAUGGCUAACAAUUUUAAAUUUUUGGAGACAAGAAAUGAUUAUGAGUUUGAAAAUGUAGCAUAUUAUUUGAGAAGUUGUAUUAAAAAUAUAGAUGUUCAUCCGCUUUCUCGCAACGUAACUGCUGAUGAUGUCAUUCGUGGAGAAUGUGACAUUCCUAAGCAAUUAAUAGAUUUUAUGCGAAACCUUAUUGAAGGACCUAAUCAUUCUGAUGAAGAUUCGAACGGACUGAAAGCUAAAAUAACGUCAAUAUGUAGUGACGUUAUUUAUGCUGUCACUAGGGGUGCAUGUAAGCCCGCAAAAAGUUUAUCUCUUGGAUUGGCAGUAAAGUCUUUAACCAACUCUAGGCAAGUAAUUACGAUACUUAAUAGGUAUGGCCAUACAAUUGGAUAUAAUUUGGCAGAAGAAUUGGAAACCGAAAUGACGUAUACAUCGAUCCAAGUUAACAAAGUUAUACCAAAAGGCAUCACUGCAGCAAAUGGACACAGCACCCACGUAGCGUUCGAUAAUUUCGACCGCUUCGUUGACACAACUUCUGGAAAGGACACUAUGCACGACACAGUUGGCAUUAUUUAUCAAUUCUCUAGUAAUGGAACUGAUAAUUUUGAUGAUGGUGAAGCUACAACUUCACCAGCGCCUCAAGUAAAGGACAACACAAAUGAAGAAGGGCCUACCCGCAAGAGAAGGCGUUUCAAUGAAAUAUCACGAGAAAUUCGACCAUAUUAUUCGAAACCUAAGGCAAGUAUGCAGCUGAUUACUGUAGAUUCGUUUACCAACACAACCGAGUUAUGCAAAGGUGCUACAGAAAUAGCUACAGAUAAAGAUUUACUAUGGAUAAUGUCGUUAUCAAGAAUUGAUUCUGUUCCUAUGUGGUUGGGUUAUAACUGUAUGAUAUCUUUAGACCACAGUGAGAAGCAAAGAGUUGAAUAUUUGCCUCCCAUAAAUUCAUCACCAACGUCGUAUGCAGUAGUCAAUGAAACAUUAAACAUGGCUAAAGAAAUCGCUGAAAAAUGUCAGCAGCCAGAAAUUAUUGUGAUAUAUGAUUUAGCGAUAGCAAAAAUGGCUAUGCAAAUUCAAGAACAAGAAAAACCGCUAUACAAUAAAAUUUUUGUUAACUUGGGAGCGUUUAACACAGAGAUGGCAUUUUUUAGAGCCAUCGGAAAAUAUAUUGACUCCAGUGGAUUAGUGGAAAUACUGGUGCAAGCUGAAGUAUUAGCCGGCGGCUCCAUGAAUAGCUUUUUGGACAGCAAGCACUUCAAUCGUUGCAAGCGCUUACAUCCGCUAACCGCUGCCGCAUUACAAAUAUUACAUUUUGAACAGUAUUUAUCGACAACUAAUGUUACACUUGAGGCGAUGGAUGAACUGCUGCAAACGCAAAUACAGAAUGCAUCAAAUCAAACUGCUUAUGACGCCAACGAAACUAUCGAGUUACCAGAUGUAUUGAGUCGAAUUGUUAACGGUUAUAACGAAUUCUGCAAUCAGACUUUAAUCGGAGAAAAAGGGAAAACUGCUCAAUUUUAUUACCAGUACUGUGAGUUAAUUAAUUUAUACCAUCGGUUUUCCAGAAGUAUCCGCACCAGUAACUUUGAACUGUACGUGGACUCGAUUUUCAACAUGGCUGAUAUUUUUUUUGCGUUAAACCAGCCCAAUUAUGCCAGAUGGUCCUUGUUAUAUUUGAGCAAUUUAAUCAAUUUGUAUACUAAUAAUUCAUCUUUGGUGGCUGAAUUUCGUCGAGGUGGCUUUGGAAUUAGACGAACUGCAGCGAAUUUCGCUCGAUCACCGGUUGACUUGACGCUAGAGCAAACCAUCAAUGCUGAUGCUAGCAAUCAAUUGGCUGAUAACCUUGCUGCGGAUUCAAUAUCUGCACGUCAAAGAUGGGCACUCAGUCAUAGCAUGAGGACGAAGAUAUUAACAUCUAUCAAACAAAAAAUCGGAUUAACGAAAGAGGAUGAUACUUCGCACUCAUUGCAACGAAGUAAAGUUAAGAAAGACAAGAAAAAUCUUCAGAGUAUCAUUGAAGCAAUAAAAUGUACGAUGAAUCCAUUUGAUGACACUAUUGACAAAGAUACAUUAUUCAACAUUUCAACCGGUAAAGCUGCAUCGAAAGAAGUUACUGAUUUUCUGCUGAACGUAAAAACAGCAGGCUCGCAACAAAAAUUAAAUUUUAUCUCGGAAUGCUCUUCAACUCCCGGAAGAUUCGAUAAAUCAAUAAAACGAAACAAAAUCUGCAAUUUUGCUUCUCAAUGUAUGACUAAAGUCUUGAGUACCAAAGACAAGAACAAGAAAGUAUUGUUGAAAAUGGAACGAGAUGUAUUUGGGCGACUUUUGGCAAUAAGUCUAAACAAAAAAAUUAAUCUCGAAUUUUGCCUAACUUUUCCACUAGCACCAUUGCCCCCUGCUCUUUUUGCAUGUGCUGGAGAGAUGUUAAAAACUUCAAAAUCAACGUUAGCAAAGGUUUUGAAAUCCAAAACUAAAAUGGUUGAGCCAACUCAUAUCAACGUUGAAAUAAUAGAUGGUUUUUAUUACUUGCAUAUAAUCGGAGCUGCUAUAGCUCAACCUUUUGAUAAAAUUGCCGAGUCAAUACUCAUAAAAAUAUGUUCAACAAACGCGACAGAAAUACAUUUAAUUUUUUAUCGCUACUUAUCACCGUCAAUCAAAGAUUCCGAACGUGAAAGCAGAAAAGAAUUCGAUAUUCCGUACAAAAUUUCAGGACCUCAGCAAACUAGACCAAAAAAUUUUUUGCAAAGCCUUAAAAAUUAUCGCUUUAAAGAGGCUCUGGUGCAGUUUCUGGCUGAUUAUUGGCAAAACGACAAUUUGGUAACGAUAAUCCAAAACAAAAAAAUUUUUUUAACCGUCGACCAUCACUGUUACUCUUAUCAAGUUCAGGAAAAUUCCGUAAAAAAAACUGAAGAAACUAAUUAUGAAUGUCAUCACGAAUAGGCAAAUACAAGGAUUAUUUUUCACGCUUCUAAAGCGGAACCAGGCUCAAGAGUUUUAAUUAAAGCCUCUGAUACUGACGUUUUGAUUAUUUUGUUAGGAAAUAUGCACAAACUUAUCGGAUCAGAAAUUUGGCUUGCCAGU
Messenger RNA from Cotesia glomerata, 4083 nucleotides. RefSeq lists its product as uncharacterized. Bases 1 to 3942 code for a protein of 1313 amino acids. The transcript is spliced from 3 exons. Lineage: Eukaryota; Metazoa; Arthropoda; Insecta; Hymenoptera; Braconidae. The record is from RefSeq and is a predicted model, not a curated record.